CAAAAAAUAUUUUAGAAAAUAUAUAUAUUUAUAUGUUUAGACACGUGUCAGUUGUUGCCGGGGCCAGGUGGAGAGACAACUCCGUUUGACACGGUGCUGAACAACCGCGCCGACCAUCCACACUCGUCUCCUCAUUACAACAAAACGACACUAACUAACCAACCUCUCUCCAUAAAUGCUCUUGUCGUAUUCCUUUGUUUCAUUAAAACGACACCGUCUAACAAAACCCAUUUAAAGUGGUCGUAUCGCAUAUUUAUUGAGCAAGAAAGGGGUAUUAUGGGAAAUUAACCUGGUUACAUUACGGUUCAGCUCUGAACGGAACCUUCUUUCUCUGUUCCCUUCUAUCUCUGCACCAGUUUUUUUUGUUCUACUUUGCCUUGUGGAAUGUAAUAAAUUUAUUAUUUAUAUUUUUGGGUAAUUUUGACUUUGAUUAAAAAAGAACAUACUUUUUCUCUCAAAUUUCAAGUGUAUGAUCUUUCUAUUUGAUCGCUGAGGCCGUGAUUUAAAAAAAAGUCUGCUUUUUAGAGUUGAGAUUCUGAGUGGUGUAAAAAAUUUGCUGGCCAUUGACUAUCUUGGAUUUCAUUUCACUUUAUUUGGUGAUUACAUGUUUACAAGCAAGUCCUUGCACAUUGUUAGGUUUUAUUUCCUUGAAUUGUUUUCUAGAGACUUGAUACAAUGCGUACACCAUCAUUACUUGCGCAAUGCUUGCCUGGCUUGGCUCCCAAUGACAAAGGAAGUCAGAGCUUGACAUCCUUUUCGGAGAGAGAUUUGUAUCUCCCCUCACCAGCCGUUGAGAUUCUCCCAUCAAAGAUGGCUCACCCAUACAAGUACGCUGGGGAGAAUGUAGACCUGCAGGGCCUUAAUGUGUUCAAGGGAAGAGUUAGUGUUGCUGAUAUCAUUGGAUUCAACAGUUCCGAAAUGAUAUCCUCAAAACCUGAUGGGUACCUAAAAUCCUGGGACAGCUCUAUUGAUCUUGUAAAUGUGCUUAAGCAUGAGAUUCGAGAUGGACAACUGAGUUUUAGAGGGAAAAGAGUACUUGAGCUAGGUUGCAGCUAUGGACUGCCAGGAAUUUUUACUUGCCUGAAGGGAGCUUCAACAGUUCAUUUUCAAGACCUCAGUGCAGAAACUAUAAGAUGCACUACAAUACCAAAUGUUCUUGCCAACCUUGAGCAAGCUCGAGACAAGCAAAGCCGACAACCAGAGAGCCCCCUUACUCCAUCAAGACAAACUCUAGCUCCUUCGGUGCACUUUUAUGCAGGUGACUGGGAAGAACUCCCUACUGUUCUGUCUGUUGUAAGGAGUGAGGGGUUUGAAGCACCAACUGGAAUGAGUCUGAGCUUUUCUGAGGAGGAUUUCAUGGAUGGAUGCAGUAGCCAAGAUGGAAGCAUCAUUGGACAAGAAUCUUCCUCUAGACGAUCGAGGAAGCUCUCAGGAAGCCGUGCAUGGGAAAGGGCUAAUGAGAGAGAUCAAGGGGAAGGUGGAUAUGAUAUUAUUUUGAUGACAGAUAUCCCGUACUCUUCAACUGCUUUGAAGAAGCUUUAUGUGGUCAUUAAAAAGUGUUUGAGGCCUCCCUAUGGAGUUGCAUACCUGGCCACAAAGAAGAACUAUGUCGGUUUCAACAGUGGAGCAAGACAUUUGAGAAGUCUGGUAGAUGAAGAAGGCAUUUUUGGAGCCCACUUAGUGAAGGAGAUGACUGAGAGAGAUGUCUGGAAAUUUUUUCUCAAGUAAGAGAGACAACAAGCUCAGUACAUACAAAAAGUUCUUGCCCAAAAAUACUUGGUAAUACCGGUUUUCAACAUUAUUUUGUGUUUGUAUUAUAUGGAUCACACUUUUUUUUCCCUUUUGGUUUUUCUUGUAUCGUUAGUAAUAUGGGGAUCGUAAAGAUUAGUCAUAAGCAUAUGAUUUUGUUUUUAUACCUUAAUGUAAUUUAGCAUUUUUCUUUUUUUUUUUAAAAAAAAAAAAACAAAAACAAAAUAUCGUUCUUAUACAUUUAAUUAUUUUUGAUGUACUGUAAAUCAAUACAGUGUAAUUGCAAAUUUGAAAUUAAUACUGCAGAUACUGAAAGUUUUACAA
Messenger RNA from Cannabis sativa, 2073 nucleotides. RefSeq lists its product as uncharacterized. Bases 676 to 1728 code for a protein of 350 amino acids. Lineage: Eukaryota; Viridiplantae; Streptophyta; Magnoliopsida; Rosales; Cannabaceae. The record is from RefSeq and is a predicted model, not a curated record. The transcript is spliced from 9 exons.